Messenger RNA from Rhodofomes roseus, 1834 nucleotides. Its product is annotated as cytochrome P450. The annotation marks the transcript as partial. NCBI's taxonomy places the organism in Eukaryota, Fungi, Basidiomycota, Agaricomycetes, Polyporales, Fomitopsidaceae. Gene Ontology annotation, molecular function: oxidoreductase activity, acting on paired donors, with incorporation or reduction of molecular oxygen; heme binding; monooxygenase activity. The transcript is spliced from 11 exons. The record is from RefSeq and is a predicted model, not a curated record.
CUCUGCCUCGCCGCCCUUGUCGCAUGUAGGUUUAUUCGACGCGCCGGACGACUCCCGCUUCCGCCGGGACCUAGGGGCUUGCCGCUCUUGGGUAACGCCUUACAGAUACCCACGGACCGUAGUUGGCUUGUCUUCGCAGAGUGGGCCAGAACGUAUGGCCCUGUGAUGCACCUAUCCGUCAUCGGGAGCUCGUUCAUUGUCCUGAGUUCCCGUCAGGCGAUUUCCGAUCUCCUAGAUAAGAACCUCAUCUAUUCCGACCGCCCAGUGAUACCAAUGGCCGGGGAAUUGGCAGGCUUUGAUCAAUACACUGCGUUGUUGCCGUAUGGCCCUCGACAUCGAGAAGGUCGCAAGCUCAUAUUGGGGACCCUGAAUACUCGGAAGACUCAAGACCUGCAUGCGGUCCAAGAGGCCAAGGCCGUUGAGUUCGUUUCAAGGCUUUCCCGCACUCCGUCCGAGUUUCAGACCCACAUCCAAUGGCUCAUGGCCAGCCUAGUACUUCAAAUGACUCAUGGGCUGAAUGUGGACAGCUGUGAUGGUCCCCUCGUAAAAUGGGUUCACGAGGCAUUGAGAGGGUUCAGUGACAUAACGGUGCCCGGCGCAUAUCUGGUCGAUGGCUUGCCCUUCCUGAAGUACAUACCAGGGUGGUUUCCGGGGGCGACGUUCAAACGCAUCGCAGAGGACGUCCGCCAAACUACGCUUGGAUUACAAAACAAGCUAUAUGACUUGGCCCGAGAGCAAGUGCAACAGGGAACAGCCAACCCUUCGUUCAUCGUCGACUAUCUGACAAGCAAUCGCGAUCGCACACCUGAAGACGAAGAGCUAUACAAACAGGUGUCGACUCAGUUCUAUGCAGCUGGAUCAGACACGACGGUCUCCGCCUUACUGUCGUUCUUCCUCAUGAUGGCGCAACACCCAGAGAUUCAACGGAAGGCCCAAAUCGAAGUUGACGCCGUCGUUGGCAACAGGCUGCCCAAGUGUAGCGACCGCAAAGACAUGCCCUACCUCGAAGCCGUACUGAAGGAGGCGCAUCGCUGGAACCCGGUCUUGCCCCUGGCUUUGCCGCAUAAGGUCCGCCGAGAGGACGUCUAUGCGGGAUAUCGCAUACCUGCGGGUUCUACUGUGUUUGCAAACAGCUGGGCUGUUCUUCACGACCCGAUCUUGUAUCCCGAACCGGACAAGGUCAUCCCGGAACGCUACCUUGGCGAGUCCAACGAAGACCUCAACCCGGAUCCUCGAGACUUCGCAUUUGGCUAUGGAAGACGAGUCUGUCCUGGACAGGUUCUAGCUGAAGACAUUCUGUUCAUAAUCGCUGCAUCAGUGCUUGCAGCAUUUGACAUUGGCGACGCCGUACCUCAUGCGGGAAGGACGAUCGAAUACCACGGUGGUGUAAUCAGGUCCGUCCACUGAGCUGGUCACCACGCUGUCGCUGCUCAUAGACAUACAUACUCAGUCACCCAACGGACUUCAUGUGUAGUAUCUCUCCGCGUGGAGCUGUGUAAGCGGUCAAAGGAAAGGAAACCAAUCGAAGUGUCGCGUAACAUCUAAUGGGGCUCGUACACCCGAGUCUAGCCCCUGCAGUCUGUAGAGCUUACUUGCAGGUCUUGCACAUAAGACACGCGUUGCUGAACCGGGUUCAUUGUACAAUUGCCAGAUUACUUCCACUCUAUCGAUCAUCGUCCGUCGUCUAUCUUCAUUUUGGAUCAUUGACGUUCCUCCUUGGGCACCUCAGCUGUUGGUCGGGUCGACAUCCUUGGACGUCGGGUUCUCCGCAGUCUUCGGGGCUUCCUCCGUAGUAUCCAGGUAGUGCACCUCCGAGCAAGCACGCAGACGGCUU